AAUUUUAAAAGUCAAUGAGGCCCCUGAGCCCAAAAGUUUGCCCACCCCUGUGUUAGAUGUUGCUGAUGUGCUGUGUUAGCUGACAGCUGACGUUUGUUGACACUUUUUGUAAGCUGUCAUAUAGGGUGACCAUAUCCAUAACACCAAAAAGGAGGACACUAAGUGGUAUUUUGUGAGGCUGUGAAUAAUUGCAUAGGACUCUGGCGUGCUCCCCUCUACAAUAUUUGUGUGUGAUUGCUACAUGAUGCAUGUGUAACAGAAGAGGAAAGAAUAGUCUUGAAGAGUCAACAAGUGUUUGUUCACAGUAUUUGUAUUUAUUCAAUACAUUGUAGUGUUAAAAAACUGACCAUGAGAGGAAUCUUUUAAAGUGCUGAGUGCCACAAAGCAUAACAUUUGUGUACAUAAAAUGUACAAAUUAAAUCACAGGCCACAUAAAUAUUAAACAGAUAAAUGAAUGUUUUAAAAGCAUAAAGAAAACUAAACAAAUUUGGUUAACAUUUAAGGGCUCAAAGUGAUUCAGUGUAUUGGGGACUUGUGUGCAGCGUCUUCAUCCGUGUAUGUGUGCAGCAGUCCACUUGUAUUCAAGCAAACUCCACCUUCACCCUCUGCAGAAGCUCAAGAGACAACAGUCCCUCGGACAUCAUGGUCGACAAGCCCCCAUUGCGCCUGUUCAUCUCCUGCAGGAACACAUGACAACAAUACUGUUAUCAGCGUUUUAAACCCAAUGAAUAUUCAUAUUAUAUGGAGCCCAUUCAUAGAAUCAAAAUGCUGCAUUGGAAAUCAAUUUGGCUUUAGAGCUUCUUCCAGGAAAUUAGUCGUCAUUUUGUUUUAAACUGUGAUCAGCUAAUAUUCCAACAGUGCUAACCCUAGACUAACCUUCCAUUUAUAUUGUGAAGUCUGAAGAAGAGCUUUGCUAAAUAGAUUUGAAGUGGCAUUCAGUCAUCUUAUCCUUUUUAAGAGAUUAACACACAUAUUUGUAAUAAACUGUCAUUGUCGGCAGACUAAUCUAUUUCUUUCCCCAUCAGAAUUGAAAGGCUCUGGAGAGACGUUUACAACAGCGUACGUGAUCAUUUCUCCACCAUCUUCACCAACCUGGAGAGAGAAGGCCUUCUCUAUCCUGACGAUGAAAUCCAUCUCUAUGCUCUGCACUGGUGCUUUGUACCCACGUACAGAAACACCUUCAGUUUUUCCGGGAUGGCUGGUGCGCACCGAGGGAAACCUGAACCCUACUGUAUCCAACAUUACACUAAGUUGUUCAUAUUAAUAAUGUAGGGAAGGUUCAUUCCAAAGUACAUGUAUCAGAAGCAUGAUGUAACUAGCAGAGAGGCCUGUCAACGUGGAUUAUUUUUGGUCUGCAUAGCAUGGGCACAUUUUAUUUAGCAAAACAGAAACUAAAUCAAUAAUCAAAAGAAACAUUAUACAGGAAUGGCAGCACAGUUGGGACGUAGGAGGCACAGGAAGACAUCUCUAUGCUAUUCAGAAGGAAGUUGGCAAAGGGAGAAUAACCAGAGGAAACACUGGAGAAGAAAAUAUAUUAACCUGACUGAGGAUUGGACACACAAGGCUGAAUAAAACCAUGCAAUUAAUAAAAAGACACCCAACAGGAUUAUGUGAACACUGCAAUAUACCGGAAACAGUAGAGCAUAUCAUUUGCCAUUGCCAGAAGUUCAUAGUGGAGAGAGACAGGCUGAAGAGGAAGCUGGCAGUGGAGGAAAAACAGUUAAAGGAUGCAUUAACCUUGAGGGCUGGAAAGGUGCUGAAAUAUCUGAAGUAAACAGGAUUCAGUGGAUUUUAUUUUUAUUUUUAAUAUUAUUUUUAAUUUCAUUUUUAGGGAUAGAUAACUCUGGUCCACAACCCAAUACAGUAGGUGGCGGCAAUGCUCCUUUUGUUGGAUGCCAUCCGCCCUAAAGCCAAGAAGAAGAAGAAGAAGAGUACGCGCCUGCGCCCUGGGGUCUCCAGUCCCGUAUUUCAAACGCAACUUGAACCGGGAACGCUCCACCGAGGAAGAGUCGCGUGACGGGGAACACAGCUCUGUCAAAAUGAGUGAGCUGGAGGAUAUCAGCCACCACAUUGAUGACCGGAUCUCAUCCUUACACCGCAUGCUGGAUCUGUCAGUUGUCGAGUUGCCCCAAAAAAAGAAACUUGGACAAGAAUUCGCGGCACUCAAGAAGCUUUUGGAGGAGUUUGAGAAAUGCGUUGGUCGGCAUAAAGAGCGACUCAAGCAGCUGAAGGAACUUGAGCAGUCAUUCCAGAAGCAUGUGGAGGAUGUCCAGCACAUUAAGGAGAACAUCCCUGCACACAUGCCCAGGAAGAAAGGCCCGGCAAAUGGAGGUGAACCCGUAAUGAGCCAGAAGGAAACCGCCGAUGUUCAGCCAGCCCAGCUGGAAACUGUCAAAAAGACCAACAAGAGCUUCGUCAGACAGAUUGAGGUCAUCACUAUGCCAGAGUUUGAGAGCAUCCCCCCGUACAUGAAAGGACGCGUGUCAUAUCAUCAACUCAAUGUGGCGGUGCAGAGCAUCAACGCAGCGGUAACCGCCAAGUACAAGAUCCUCCAUCAGUCGGUAAAAACUCUCAGCAGUCAUACGCGCAAGCUGCACCAGCGCUUCAAGGACCAGGAGACGAAGGACACAAAAGGUCAGAAUUUUGUGGUGGAGGACGACAUUCGAGAGUUUACUCAGAUGAAGGCAGACAAACGAUUUCAAGGGGUUUUGAACAUGCUGCGACACUGCCAACGCCUUCGAGAGCUUCGGGGGGGGGGCAUCACCCGCUACAUGUUGUUAUGAGAGAGCAAGACUUCAUGAGAUGGAUUACGCUUUUCCUUAGCUUGUUGUUUUUGCUUUCAUAUUGAAAUAAUAGGUUUUGUAAUUAACUGUGUUUACACACUGUCCAACCCUACAUAUGACGUGUGUCUCCGUGACUACAAAGAGUGCCUGUGAGCCCAACGAAACUAUCAUAUAAAAGUACACAUUUAAAGAUGUAUCCAUGUAUAUGCAUUAUUUGCCACCUGUAUGUACUCAUUUGCAGAUACAACUAAUGUUUAUACAUGUAUAUAUUUGUUUUGGUGUGAAUGAUUAUAAGUCAAAUAGAUUUGUCAACCAUAUUUUUGUAAAAUAA
Molecule: messenger RNA, 3114 nt
Organism: Cyclopterus lumpus (lumpfish)
Lineage: Eukaryota; Metazoa; Chordata; Actinopteri; Perciformes; Cyclopteridae
Gene: ska1
Product: spindle and kinetochore associated complex subunit 1
Exons: 7
Coding region: 1893-2783 (296 amino acids)
Biological process (GO): regulation of microtubule polymerization or depolymerization; cell division; mitotic cell cycle
Cellular component (GO): mitotic spindle; outer kinetochore; spindle microtubule
Molecular function (GO): microtubule binding
Source: RefSeq, a predicted model, not a curated record